Hyla sarda is the source of this 2656-nucleotide messenger RNA. It is a transcript of the gene TUB, whose product is annotated as TUB bipartite transcription factor. The record is from RefSeq and is a predicted model, not a curated record. Gene Ontology annotation, cellular component: cilium. Gene Ontology annotation, biological process: protein localization to cilium. The coding region runs from base 495 to 1994 and encodes 499 amino acids. The transcript is spliced from 12 exons. Lineage: Eukaryota; Metazoa; Chordata; Amphibia; Anura; Hylidae.
UCAGCUCUGCUCCAUCUCGGCUUUUGCAGGCAGCUGGUGACUGGCAGAUGACAUCACUGGGGGUUGUGGCUGCUGAUGUGGAGAUGUGGAGCUGCUCGUUCCAUGAUCGCACUCAGUGCUGCUGCGGUGCAGGUGAAGGCUCCGGCAUCAUGUUGCAGCAGGACACAGCUGAUCUUCUCCAGGGGGGGCGCAGCCGCCAUCAGAGGCGACUAUAGUGGCGGAUGCAUCAGUCUGCGCUGCAGGAUCCCCCCUGGUUCAUUGCUGGUAUAGACCCCACUGUGCUGCACUCUGCUCCUCCUGCGCUGCACUCUGCUCCUCCCGCGCUGCACUCUGCUCCUCCUGCGCUGCACUCUGCUCCUCACCUUCCUCCUCACCCUGAGGUGUCUCCUGCUCUUCUAGAGGAUGCUGCAGGCUACGCGGCCCAGGUCUGCAUGGGGUCUGAACAGGUCGCCUUGUCUUGUGCUGGAGGUUCGGGCCCUUGACUGUGAGGAGCAAUGACUUCUAAGUACCAGUCUGACUGGAUUCCGUACAGUGUUUUGGAUGAUGAGAGUAGUAGUCUACGGCAACAGAAGCUGGACAGGCAGCGCGCUCUAUUAGAACAGAAGCAGAAGAAGAAGCGCCAGGAGCCGCUCAUGGUUCAGUCUAACGUGGACGGUCGGACUCGCACUCGCAGGAUGAAGCAGUCGGAGGAGCAGGCGCCCCUGGUGGAGUCCUACCACAGCAGUAAUAGCAGCACAAUCUAUCAUGUGCAGGAGGCUGAGCAGGAGGACACGCAGGUGGCGACUGAAGCUCAACCGCCAAAAUCUACUAAAAAGAACAAGGCGGCCGCCGCUGCCAGUUGCCCGUCUGGCAGCGCCAGGAAAGAGAGAAAAGGAAAGCAGAAAGGUAUCGAUGGCCCCGCGGCUGCUUUCCAGGACGAGGCUGCGGACACUGGAAGUCACGUCCAGAUCCUCACAGUCGGUCAGUCCAACCACGAGGAGGACGAGGGGGAAACAGCAGCCACCAGCCAGAGCAAGCAGGACCUGAGGAUGACCAUGCAGAAGAAAGGAAUAUCCAGCAGCAUGAACUUCGAUGAGGAGGAAGAUGAGGAGGAUGAGGACAGCUCCAGUUCUUCUCAGAUGAACAGUAACACCCGACCGGGCUCGGCCACCAGCAAGAAAUCCAAUAAGGAGACGGCGUCUGCCCCCAGCCCCUCCAACAAUGAGCCAUCCAUCGAUGUAGAAGAUCUGGAGGAGUUUUCCAUGCGGCCGGCCCCUCAGGGGGUCACCAUCAAGUGCAGGAUUACCAGAGACAAGAAGGGCAUGGACCGGGGCAUGUACCCCACCUACUACCUGCACCUGGAGCGGGAGGACGGUAAAAAGGUUUUUCUAUUGGCCGGAAGAAAACGGAAGAAGAGUAAAACCUCGAAUUACCUCAUCUCCAUCGACCCCACCGACCUGUCCCGGGGAGGAGAAAGUUUUAUCGGCAAACUACGGUCCAACCUGAUGGGAACCAAGUUCACUGUCUACGACAGCGGCGUCAAUCCGGUGAAGACGUCCUCCAGCCUGGAAGCCAGCAACCUACGGCAGGAACUCGCAGCCAUCUGCUAUGAAACCAAUGUCUUAGGGUUUAAGGGCCCCCGGAAGAUGAGCGUCAUCAUCCCCGGCAUGAACAUGGACCACGAGAGAGUCUCCAUACGACCGCGCAACGAGCACGAAACGCUUCUCUCCCGAUGGCAGAACAAGAACACGGAGAGCGUCAUCGAGCUGCACAACAAGACGCCCGUCUGGAACGACGACACCCAGUCCUACGUCCUGAACUUCCACGGCCGCGUGACACAGGCGUCUGUCAAGAACUUUCAGAUUAUACAUGACAACGACCCUGAUUACAUUGUCAUGCAGUUUGGUCGUGUGGCAGAAGACGUCUUCACGAUGGAUUAUAACUACCCCAUGUGCGCCCUCCAGGCCUUCGCCAUUGCGCUCUCCAGCUUCGAUAGUAAACUUGCCUGCGAGUAAUCGCAACGCCCGCCCCAAAGUGUCUGCGGCUGCGGCCGCUCCGUGUCUCACCCUGUUUUAUGGGCUGGACGAUCUGUACGUUUUGUUGCGUCGCCAUAAGUGGUGAGAAGCCAAGGCCGCGGGCGCCGCCGCUUUCUUCGGAGAAGUCGUCCUGUACGUUGGUGCGAUGGCGGCCGAGAACUUUCCUUCCUCCGCUCACGACUCCUUUCUACAAUUGUGCGAAUUGUCAUUUUAUUUUUGUAUUUGUUUUUAUUGAGGCUGAAAGUGGUGGGGGAGGGGUGACGAGGUUAUAACUGCCCCUCCCCCUCUUAUGGUGGGGGAGGGGUGACCGGGGUUAUAACUGCCCCUCCCCCUCUUAUGGUAGUGGUGGGGGAGGGGUGACCGGGGUUAUAACUGCCCCUCCCCUUUCAUAUUGAUGGUGUGUAUGGGGGGGAUUUUCUGCUUUAUAUUUUAAUAUGAACCUAACACGAUGUGUCCUGUGGCCCCCGGAUCCAUUUCUAGCACCCCCUCCCCCGGACUCAUCUGUCUACAGAAAAUCUGCAGUUACCACAACUAUUAUCAGGAAGCACAAACUAAAGGGGCACUCUGCACUCUGCACUCUGCCCUCUGCCCUCUGCCCUCUACACUCUGCCCUCUGCCCUCUGCCCUCUGCCCUCUACACU